AGUGUUCGGUCGAAACUCAAUAGAGCAAGUGAAAAUCGAGUGUGUUAUGAAUACCAUGCGUUUGUUUGAAAAGUGAUGUUUGCGUUAAAUGUUUGUGUGUGCACUCUGUUUUCUUUCCGUAUGUCGUUGGAGAAUUUAGCGAAUGUCUGUAUGAGGUGCUGAGAUCAAUUCAAAAUGUGGUUGCGCGUUUAUACCUGCUUCCUGUCGGUGUGUUUGCUGCUGGCACCAUCUCUGGCCAAUGUGUGCCCAGGUGGAUGCGUCUGUGACACUACCAGGGAUGGACUUCACCGCGCUACUUGCAGUAAUCUCGCCGAACUCUACAAGUUCACUCUCCGGCAGAAGCAUCACAAUAUCAACAUUUUGGACUUGUCGCAUAACAACAUAACUAAGUUGACCCAUGAGCUCGAUCGUCUAACCGAAGUCGUCACUUUAGAUCUGUCAACUAACGGCAUUACAGAUGUUAAUAAAUUCCUGCACAACGCAAAGAAGUUAGUCCAUUUAAAUUUAGCUCAUAAUAGAAUACGAAUUUUAUCAGUUUCCACAUUGCCAAAAAGUGUUAGUUCGCUAGAUUUAACGAAUAAUUUAUUACGCGAUGUGCCUUCGGAUUUGGGACACUUAAGCAGCUUGGAACACUUAGAACUACAGGGUAAUCCUUUAAAUUGUUCAUGUGAAAAUAUAAUAGCACGAGACCGUUUGCUUCUUGCAAAUGUUUUUAUUGAUAAAGUCGAAUGUGCUUCUCCUAUGAAACUUAAGAGUCGUUCUUGGUUGGAGCUAAAAACAAGAGACGUAUGCAAAGUACGAAAAGAUGAACCUAACUAUCUAGAUAUGAUGAUGGGCGAUCAACCUAUCGAUGCUGUGCAAAUUGGUGAACAAACUACUGGUUUGAAAUCUAUGUCAUUAGUCGUAAAUAGUGAUUUAGAUGUCGGUACUGUAAUCUCAGGUCAAACAUCAGAAGAUGAUGAUACUAAUGUGUAUAUGAAUGUAGAUCGUUCUGCGAGUACUCCGAAAUUUGAUGCCAUUGAAGGGUCCGGUGAGAUUGAAUCGUCUACGAUCCAUGAUGUGAUUGAGCCACCACAAAACUUCAGAAAUUUGGCUGCGAUAAUGAAAUCAGAUGAAGUUAUACCUGUUGAUCACGAACAUAAUGCGGAAGAUACACUCGAAGGGUCUGGACAAGGAUCUGGUUCAGGAGAAAGUCCUUUAAUAUUUCAUGAAGAGUACGAUGAAACCACAGAAAUUAUUGGAAUGUUUUCUACUACCCCGGUGUCUGAGUUUAUUCCUGGGCCAGUGGAGAGAAUUGUCGAUGAAACAGAUUUGAGUUCAACUGAAUUUCCUAUGCCUAGAGCACCAUCUAUAUAUAAAGGUGACCCUGAAUGGUACUUGAAAACGGAUAAUCCAGAAACGACUUCCAAAUCACCUGCAGACUUUGUAACGCCUAGUUCACGAGAUACAACGAUUUCAGAGCAUAUAAGAGUAACACAGGCUUCCGAAAACUUGGGUGCAGCAACGACAGAAAAUAAAACCCCUCCCCAUAAAACUGGAACUUAUGUGUGUAUUGCAAUAAUUGUGAUUUUAUUAGUCGGUCUUAUUGGAUUCGCAAUUGUAAAGGGGCAAAUGAGAAAACGAAGAGACAGAAGAUUAUUAAGGCAACAAAAACCUGAUGUCGAAAAGGCAUCAAAAGAAAUGGUGGAUAUGAAUAAAUCACUCUUGGGUAAACCCGCUGCCGAACCUGCCAUUGAAAAGAAGGUAAAUGGUAAGUAUGAAUUAGUACCAACACAUGAGACACCUCUAAAGAAAAAUGAAAACGGAGAUAUGCCUAAUGGUAAAUAUAAUGACAAAAAUGAUCAUAGAACCGAUAGCCCCAGAGAUACCAAUCAAAAUAAAAGUAGUUCAAAAGACAAUAAUUUAUCAGAAGAUAAUAAUUUACCGCUUCAAGAGACCUCUUUUGAAUCCGCGCCAGAUUCUCGAAAAGAUACUAGCUCACUUUCUAGUGAAGAAAUUUUUGUACCUACUAUAGAGGAAGAUAAUUUACGGUUGAAUGGUAACGUCGAUCCUGACAUUUAUCCAAAUGCUUCUCAGCCAUUGCUUAAUGGGGACCAAGCUACAGAUUCUGAUUUCUUAUCACCGUCGCGUGAAUAUGUGCCAGUGUACUCACCCGAUAUGGGUAGGGUGCGUAUAAAGAUGGCGGAGACUCCCAAGCCUAAAACACCUGUACUAGUCACCAGGAGUAGGUCUAAUGCUGGAGACAUCAUCAUAACACCAAUGGACGAUAAUAAUGCACGAAAAUCGACCACUUGAGAUUGCCUUAAAUGUACAAAAACUACUUAGUAGUGCGUGAAUAUAAAUCGGUGUCUUUCUAUAAAUAGGUACCUACUUCACUAUCGGCAAAAUUCUGUGAUUAUUGUGUGCAUAUUCCAAGGGACUUAGUAGCACGAAGGACUGAAUAGUAUGGUAUGAGUGAUGAAACUAGAAACUUUGCUGCCAAAGUGUGUAUGUAGUCGACAGUGCCUUUAUUUUAAUAUUUUAUUAGUAUAAAUAAAUAUUUAUGAGAGUUUAAUGCGAGAUAAUUAAGAAAUAUUUUUAUACGUGUAAAAAUGUUGCCAUGUUCAUGUUAGUAAUAAAAGUAUUUCUUUAGUAAUUUCAUUUUGACAACAUUUACGAUUUGGCCUAGGUGUAUUUAUGAAUUUAAAUGUCCUCAAUGAUUGUUUAGAAAUGCUGGUUCUAUUUUCCACUCGGUAGAAUUCAAUGGUUGUGUACUUAUCUGCAAAAAAUAUGAACAACGAAAAACUUAUCAGUUUCUUUCUUUCUUUCACGAUUUCAUCAUUAUUUGUAGAGAUUAACUCUAUAGUCCGGCUAAACGUAAGUUCCUGUUUUAAGUAAUAUUAUUGAUUAAUUUUAAGAAUGUGAUACCAUUUAUUUUUAAGCUACGAGAAUGCUGCUUCAUGAUGUGUAAAUUGAAUUUUGGUUAUUAUCGUGUAUAUUUCCUAGUGCUAUUUAAUUUAAACAAAAUAUUAUUUUAUUUUGUAAUAACUGAACUAUUAUUAUGAGCUUUCCUAUUAAAAUAUUCUAUUGAAUUUCGCUAUACAGCCUAUUUAAAUUUUAAAUAGGCAAAUAAUUUAUAUGCUAUAAUUUUAUAAGCUGAAUCUGUAAGUAAGGAUUUUGGAACAAAUUAGGAGGUUAGGGAUUCAUUAUGAAGUUUUAUGCAAGAUGAUAAUGUAUUUUUAUUUGAAACUAUUCGAUAUAAAUGGUUGAUUCAAGUUUGUGUUUGUUUUUUUUUUCUAUCUAUUACUUAGAAACCGAGAAAACUGAGCUGUAGUGCUAUUCUGUUUAAAAAACAGCAAAUCACAGAGAUGUCAUAGUAUGAGUGGUUCAAUACAAUAAAACCUACCUAUAUCAAAAGG
Messenger RNA from Diatraea saccharalis (sugarcane borer), 3398 nucleotides. The record is from the annotation of a GenBank genome assembly. NCBI's taxonomy places the organism in Eukaryota, Metazoa, Arthropoda, Insecta, Lepidoptera, Crambidae.